Anolis sagrei ordinatus is the source of this 4465-nucleotide messenger RNA. RefSeq names its product zinc finger and AT-hook domain containing (gene ZFAT). Gene Ontology annotation, biological process: regulation of DNA-templated transcription. NCBI's taxonomy places the organism in Eukaryota, Metazoa, Chordata, Lepidosauria, Squamata, Anolidae. Gene Ontology annotation, molecular function: RNA polymerase II cis-regulatory region sequence-specific DNA binding; DNA-binding transcription factor activity, RNA polymerase II-specific. The record is from RefSeq and is a predicted model, not a curated record.
CGUCCCACCGUAUUGUCCCUGCGCGCGCUUUUGACGUCACGCGAAGGAGUCGCAGCUACCCUGUCGGACGCAGCAGAUUCGCCAUAAUCCUAGCCUAGCCGGGCUUUUAAUCCCUUCCAUUUCCCCACAGAUUCCGAGCCUCCUGUUCGAUAUGGAAGGGCCUUCGACAGGGAACAAAUCUAUCUUCAUGUGUAAGCUCUGUAACUUAUUUUCCCCGAACCAGUCGGAGCUGCUGUCUCACGUCUCCGAGAAGCAUUCAGAGGAAGGGAUUAAAGUGGACGACAUCAUUAUUCCACUCAGACCUCUCACAACGCCCAGCAAUCUCAAUAAAAAUGGAGAAGAGCUCCAUGUUGUGAAGAGAAAAAGAGGCAGACCAAAGGGAUCAACUAAGAAAUGUUAUGUUGAUGAAGAAUUGGCAGAAAGCAGCAACUGCCCUCCAAAUGAAGAUGUGCCGCCAGGACCCGAAGAAGCGGGAGGGCAGGAAGAGGUUCCGCCUGACAGCUUGGAGUGCCGAAAGUGCAACCGAAAGUUCUCCAAUUCUCGGCAGCUACGGAAGCAUAUUUGUAUUCUCGUUAAACCUGAAGAUACGGAAGAAGGUGAUCCAGGUAAUGAUUCUGACGUUGACCUUGACAGGAGGGAAGAUGAGCGAGAAAAAGCACCAAAGAGGCAACGGCUCCAGAGAAGUGAGAAGAGCCUUUCUGCAAAGGACACAGACCAGGUCUCGGGAGCUAAGAAUCCUAUUAUCAGUGUGGUUUUGACAGCCCAUGAAGCUAUUCCAGGAGCUACAAAAAUAGUUCCAGUGGAAGCGGCUUCUUCUGAAACAGAGCAGCUGACUAAUCCAGAGACAGUGGUAUCAGACUCUUCUCAGCGAAGAGGGUAUCAGGAAUAUGCUAUUCAGCAAACUCCUUAUGAGCAGCCAAUGAAAUCAAACAGGUUAAGUGCAACUCAGUUAAAAAUCUUUACCUGUGAAUACUGUAACAAGGUAUUCAAAUUCAAGCACUCUCUUCAAGCCCACCUGAGGAUCCAUACCAACGAAAAGCCCUACAAAUGUUCCUUCUGCAGCUACGCCAGCGCCAUCAAGGCCAACCUGAACGUUCACCUCCGGAAGCACACGGGAGAAAAGUUUGCAUGCGACUACUGCCCCUUUACGUGCUUGAGCAAAGGCCACCUCAAGGUCCACGUAGAGCGAGUUCACAAGAAGAUCAAGCAGCACUGCCGUUUCUGCAAGAAAAAAUACUCGGAUGUCAAGAACCUGAUCAAGCAUAUCAAAGAAGCCCACGACUUGCAGGACAAAAAAGUGAAGGAAGUCUUUGACGAGCUUCGCUUGAUGACCCGGGAGGGCAAAAGGCAGCUGUUGUACGACUGUCAUAUCUGUGAGCGCAAGUUCAAAAAUGAACUCGAUCGUGACAGGCAUAUGCUGGUCCACGGGGAUGAGCGGCCCUUUGCUUGUGAGCUGUGUGGCCAUGGAGCCACCAAGUACCAAGCCCUUGAGCUUCACAUCCGAAAGCACCCUUUUGUGUAUGUCUGCAGCGAGUGCUUGAAGAAAUUUGUCAGCUCCGUCAGGCUCCGCUCACAUAUCAAGGAAGCCCACCGGGACUUGCCGGAGACCUCUCUUUUUAACAGUUCUAUCAACCAGAGCUUCUGCUUGCUGGAACCAGGAGGGGACAUCCAGCAGGAAGCCCUAGGAGAGGAGUUGUCGCAGACUGCAGCUGAACUCUCACUUUUGAACUCUAAGGAACUUUGUAUACUGAAGAAACCAGUUUGCACCAGUGAAUCGAGUGCUGUGGAAGGCGGCCAACAUGAUAACCCUGGUGUUGUGGACAAAACCACUUCUACCCCUGCUUUAGAACUUGAAGUCCCUCCUGUUGCAAAUACUGUAGAUGCUUUGUGCUCAUCUUCAACAGAACUGGUAUCUCCAGAUGUUUUCCCCGAUAGUGUGCCAGAUGGCUUUCUACAGAAAGAUGCUUCUUCUGAAUUAACCGAAGAAAGGAUCAUCCUGGAGAAAGACAUUGAGGUCUCUUCUGACCCCUCACAAAACACUCAAAAUGAAGUCAUUCUCCUUUCAGGAGAAGAGGGCGCUGAUAUAAAUGCGCAUGGCCAAGUUCUACAGUGUGCUCCUGAUGUUGAGGAGUUAGGCCAAACCAUCUGUCUUAAUACUCAGGAGGCAGACGUGGCGACAAUUGAAGAGGUGGAAUCUACCGUCCAACUUCCUGCCUCUGAGUCCAAUGCAGCAGUUGGUGACAAAUCUGAUUUUUGCUCAGCUUCUUCUGAGAAUCGAACUGGAGCAGCAGCCUUUAUGCAGAUUUUGGACAGUUUGCAAAAACGGCAAAUGAACACGGCUCUCUGUGAGAAGAUCAGGAAGGUCUAUGGAGACUUGGAAUGUGAAUACUGUGGAAAACUGUUCUGGUACCAGGUGCAUUAUGACAUGCACGUCCGUACUCACACUCGAGAGCACCUUUAUUACUGUUCUCAGUGCAGUUACUCCUCCAUCACCAAAAACUGUCUCAAGCGACAUGUCAUUCAGAAGCAUAGUAAUAUUUUGCUGAAAUGUCCCACAGAAGAUUGUGAUUAUUCCACGCCCGAUAAAUACAAAUUGCAGGCCCACCUGAAAGUGCACACAGACCUGGACAAAAAGAGUUAUUCCUGCCCUGUGUGCGAUAAAUCAUUUUCUGAAGACCGGCUUAUAAAAUCACACAUAAAGACAAACCACCCAGAGGUUUCAAUGAACACCAUCUCAGAGAUUGUUGGCAGGAGAGUUCAGCUGAAAGGGCUGAUAGGAAAGCGAGCCAUGAAAUGCCCCUAUUGCAAUUUUUAUUUCAUGAAGAACGGAUCGGACCUCCAGCGCCACAUUUGGGCCCAUGAAGGCAUCAAGCCAUUCAAAUGUUCUCUGUGUGAAUAUGCCACUCGCAGCAAAAGCAACCUCAAAGCACACAUGAACCGCCACAGCACUGAAAAAACCCACCUGUGCGACAUGUGUGGGAAAAAGUUCAAAUCCAAGGGCACCCUGAAGAGCCACAAACUCCUCCAUACUGCUGAUGGAAAACAAUUCAAGUGCACAGUGUGUGAUUAUACUGCCGCUCAAAAACCACAACUUCUACGGCACAUGGAGCAGCAUGCUUCCUUCAAGCCUUUCCGAUGUGCACACUGCCAUUACUCCUGCAAUAUAUCAGGUUCUCUGAAAAGACAUUACAACAGGAAACAUCCCUAUGAGGAAUAUGUGAAUGCAGGCUCUGGAGAACUUCCUACUGAAGCCCUUCUCCAACAAGGUGGCAUCAAGUGCCCUGUGUGCAACUUUGUAUAUGGUACAAAAUGGGAAUGCAACCGACACCUGAAAAACAAACAUGGGCUCAGAUUAGUGGAACGUGAUGGAGAAAUGAAGUGGGAGCAAACGACGGAGAUUUCCGACGAAGACACCUCAUCGUAUCUCCAAAUUACAGAAGCUGGCGAUAUGCAAGGAGCCCAGGCUGCUGUUGCUGCUUUACAGGACUUGCGACAUACCUCUGAAAAUGGGGGACGAUUUGACCCCACCGCGGUUAACAUCCUGCAGCAAAUCAUAGAGCUGGGUUCGGAACCUCAUGAUGCCACUGCUGUUGCCUCCGUGGUUGCCAUGGCCCCAGGAACCGUUACUGUUGUGAAACAGGUAACAGAAGAGGAACAGCCUACGAGCCACACAGUGAUGAUUCAGGAAUCUCUGCAGCAGGCAUCAGUUGAGUUGACUGAAGAACAUCAUUUGGUCGUCUCUUCGGAUGACAUGGAGGGACUUGGAACAGUCACAGUCUACACGCAGGGUGGCGAGGCUUCUGAACUAAUUGUUUAUGUGCAAGAAGCCAUGCAAGCAGUGGGAGAACAAGUUGAAGAGCAGGAACUAUCCAUCUAGGAAAUCUGGACAAAAGUCUCCAAGGAGGUGAGGCUUCUGCCCCUGCUAAAUAGAAACAUUUCAUUAUCUAUUGUGUAUUUAAUGGCACUGCUGGUUCUUUGUAUGUUUAGCCUUGGAUGCAUGGGUGGUUGUUGAUUGGACUAGUGGCCUUUUGCCAGUAGAUGUUUUGGUACACACUGAGCCUUACACAGCUUACGUUUGAAAACCACUCUGCCUUUUUGCACUAUACAAAUAAUACUUUCCUUUCUCAUAAGGAACUCCUGAAGCCUCAGUCUACGGAUCUGAUCAACAGAGAGAUGGAUAACGGCUUCCUUCAGGGGUUAUAAAAAAACCCAACUUCAUGUUAUCUGCACAAUGAGGCAAAUUACAAAACCAAGAGACAUAACCAGUGAUAACUCUAGGUUAGCAUUGUGUUGCUGUCUGUUGAACUGGCUUUUAUGCACUUUAAAAUGAUUUUAGAUUCAAAAGGACACUUUUAAUGACUAGCAGAAAAGCUCAAGCAAGAAGGUUGCAAAGGACAUGGGGCAAAGCAUGAGCACAAAUGGCAAAGCACUCACAAAUACAGGCCUACCUGGAAUAGAUAGGAGA